CUUAGGACAUGUUAAUUCUAAGAUCUCACACUUGUGUUUUUUCUUUGAACCCAUUCCAUUCCAUCUCAUCUCAUCUCAUCUCAUCUAGACUCUGAGAAUGGCGUCUACAAUUUAUUCAUCCAAGGAUAAUUCCAAGGAUAAUAACCCUCAUCGUUCUCAUAUUCCACGCCUUAACAUCGACGCGGCAAUGGCCUCUCAGCCGCCAUCAGCACCACCUUCUCCUAAACCAAACCCAAACAAUAGCAAUGGUAGUACUCCUCCAAAAUCUAAGGACCCCGGAAAAGAUACUUACCGCCUCCUCUCGCACAACGAGUGGGUUCAGUUCUGUCGAGGCGUUGGUGUAUUCAUGGAUGAUGAGAGCGAAGAGGUCAUCCGUCCAACCAGUACGCUGUGGCCGCCGAAGGGGUUCAGAGAUGGUUUGUACCGAGAUGUUCUCACCGAAAAGACCAAGUUCACGUACUAUUUUCAUUCCGUGGAUAUUGUCAGUUGGCUCUUGAUGCUUCUCCAGAUUGCAAUGGGUGCCGUCUUGACCGCUCUUGGAUCAGUACCAUCGAAGAACGGGACAGCAAUCACUACUAUCGCUGCGGUCAACACCUGUGUCGGCGGAAUUCUCGCCUUGCUACACAACAGUGGCCUGCCAGCCCGGUAUCGUGCAGACAGGAAUGAGUUCUAUAAGCUCGAAGAACACAUAAAAUCUAUCGUCGACACAGCCCUCGUGCCUGUCGAUCAGGACAUCAACGCGGCCCUCGCUGGCUGUUACGAGAAAUUCCGCCACGCGAGACAGACUGUCCAAAACAAUAUUCCGGCUUCUUAUACUACCUCCCCAACUAAUGAUAAGGCACCUAAUGCUGGGAUCUCGAAGGUGAUUGAGCCUAAAAAAUGAAGUCGGUGAAAUCAGAUCAUUAUAUUGUUCGGCGACCAAACAGUUGCAUCUUUUCCAUCCUGGAAGCAUGUUAUUUUAAGGCGAUCUGAAUGUUCGAUUGAUGGAUUCUUACAAGUACCGCAUGUUAGCUUUUUGUUAGUCAGGUCGGGUUCAGUUCUUACGGAGGUGCGAUAAUGACUUCUAUGUCCUACGGAGCGGAGCGCGUCAAGGGUUAGCGUUACAAAUUUUAUAAGUAGAAAGGUCCAUUUUCGCUCAAGUAUUAAGAGGUAAGAGGCACAACUAAUAAAAGAGUAAUAAUUUAGA
Daldinia vernicosa is the source of this 1186-nucleotide messenger RNA. RefSeq lists its product as uncharacterized. The coding region runs from base 98 to 883 and encodes 261 amino acids. The transcript has 2 exons. Lineage: Eukaryota; Fungi; Ascomycota; Sordariomycetes; Xylariales; Hypoxylaceae. The record is from RefSeq and is a predicted model, not a curated record.